AUGUCUACUACUUUAGGAGAUGAUCCAUUGCUUGAUCCAACGACGGCACGCAAUAUCCUCGCACUUAUAAAGGAACUCGGAGACCGACCCUCUCACUCCAAUGAACUUAAAACAGCGUAUACCACCAUCCAUGGUACACUGGGAUCUCAGCUGGGAGUCGAUUUGAGCAACCCAUUAGCUAUCGAAGAACAAGUUCACAUUCAGAAGGAAUACGUUGCCAAACUCAAAUUUCGAUAUGUUGAACAAUCGGCUAAAGAAGAUUUUAUCAAGGCUCUCAGCUCUGCUCCCGAAGACGCCGAUAUGUCGUUACUUGCCUCUGAUACAGCUGCUGCAAAAUCAACUCUGAAGGAGGCCAAAGUCCAGCUCGACGCCACAUUUGCCAAGCACCGGGAGUUGGCAGAGCAGAUCGCGGAAGAAGAUGCCAGAGUCGCCGAUGAAAUGGAAGAAGCGCAAGCACUUGCAAAAGAGAUUGCGGAUAUGCAACUUGAACUGGCGCGACUACGAAGAGACCACCCACUUGCAGAUCGGGUGACUCAAAGCCAAGCUGAAGAUAUACUUGAUCAACAAGUUGAACAGCUUCGAGAUCUCGACGAACAACUUCAAACUCUAUCAGCUCAGCACACGGAAACACGCGAUGCACUAACUGCUACACUUGCUUCGGUCGAUAAACUCCGCCCCGAGGCGGCAGCUAAAGCAAGGGAAGCCGUCGCCCGUGCUGAGAGUGGGGGUAGAGAUAUGAUAGAAGCGGAAGCCCAAUGCGCCUGGCACCGUUCUGCCAUACAACUCUGGCGCGAAUUGUUUAAUCUAGAAAGCGUCAAGGCGGUGUCCAACAAUGAGCUCUGGUUGGUUUAUGCUAAACCGCGAUUUACACUGGCGUUGGUCUUUGAUCAUAUCACUCAUAAAUUUGCUGGCGCACGAUUGAUCGACAUUGACAUGAAUAUCUCCGAGUCGGUUGAUCUCGCAAUCACUGCCAACAACGUUCCUCGGUUGAUCAGAGACAUUCUUUGGCGAUUACAAGCUUGA
Messenger RNA from Rhizoctonia solani, 1023 nucleotides. RefSeq lists its product as uncharacterized. Gene Ontology annotation, cellular component: kinetochore. The transcript is spliced from 5 exons. Gene Ontology annotation, biological process: protein localization to kinetochore; attachment of mitotic spindle microtubules to kinetochore; kinetochore assembly. The record is from RefSeq and is a predicted model, not a curated record. The coding region runs from base 1 to 1023 and encodes 340 amino acids. Lineage: Eukaryota; Fungi; Basidiomycota; Agaricomycetes; Cantharellales; Ceratobasidiaceae.